GCUGCAUCACCAAAGGCCGAGACAGCAACGUUGGAAAGCGCGGGCAGGCAGACGCGCCACAGUGUCUUCUUUGUGAACUCUGAUAUUCGCGUGUACGUCUCACACUCUUUCAUGUCCCCUCCGCGCAUGCGCUUAAUUUAGCAAGAGGCGGGUGCCAACACGGAAACAAUGGCUCUCUCACUGCGGGAUCGCCAGAUUGCUGCAAUCAAGCGCAUACUGAACCUCAAUGCCCCCAUCCACGACGUCGACGCUCCUGAAGAUGCCCCCAGCACAACCACCAACACCGCCGAUAUCGAAUGGAAGGUACUGGUCCUCGAUACACAGGCAAGGAACGUUAUAUCGGCAGUGCUGCGAAUGAACGAUCUCAGGGCGGCUGGGGUCACUGUACACUUCAACCUGGCCUCCAAGCGCAGCCCCAUCCCCGACACACCAGGCGUCUACCUGAUCGCCCCCACCGCCGAGAACCUCGCGCUAGUCACCAAGGACCUCAACGAUAACCUGUACACUCCGAUAUACCUCAACUUCCUCUCAAGCGUCCCCCGAACACUCCUGGAAGACUGGGGUAGUCAGAUUGCUGCGUCGCCAGGGGCUGCCGAGAACAUUGCGCAGCUAUACGACCAAUAUCUCAACUUUGUCACCCUAGACAGCGAUCAAUUCUCCCUGAACAUCGAAGAUGCGUAUCGAAAGAUCAACAGCCCGAAGACGUCGGAUCAGGAGCUGGAUGAGCUGAUCGACCGCAUUGUCUCAGGCCUCUUCUCGGUCGUCGUCACCAUGGCCGUCGUACCCAUCAUUCGCUGUCCAACAGGAGGCGCUGCUUCCGACAUCGCCGCAAAACUCGAUCGAAAGCUGCGCGACCACAUUCUCAACAGCAAGGAGAACCUCUUCUCCACCAACACAGCAUCCCGCCCCGUCCUCAUCAUUGUCGAUCGCAACAUCGACCUCAACCCCAUGUUCAGCCACUCCUGGAUAUACCAAAGUCUGGUCUACGAUGUACUAGACUUUUCCCUCAACAAGGUCACCGUUACUGUGCCAAACGACAAGGAGAAGCCUGAGAGUGGUUCCAAGAAGCAGACCUACGAUUUGACCGCGAGCGACUACUUCUGGAAACGCAACGCGGCCCAGCCGUUCCCUCAAGUAGCAGAAGACGUCACAAACGAAUGGACCAAGUACACAGCAGACGCGGAGAAGAUCACGAAAACCACAGGUUCCAACUCUCUCGACGAUGUAGAAACCCAGUUCGCAGCUCAUCUAAAAGGCGCCAUAUCCAUGCUUCCCGAGCUCCGUGAUCGCAAAGCUACUAUUGAGAGUCAUAUGAGCAUGCUGGAGUCUGUCAUGGAUGGCAUCAAGCAGAGGAAGCUGGACGAAUUCUUCCAGCUUGAGGAAGAGCUUGGAAAGGCCACCAAAGCAACCAUAAUGGAUAUCAUCAAAGCCGCGGAUAAAGGAAACGACCCCUGCGACAAGCUACGUCUGUUCCUACAGUGGUAUCUGACCACCUCAGACGACCUUUCGCGCAACGAGCUCGACAGCUUCACACAAGCAUUAGAACAAGCUGGAUGCGAUACGACCGCCGUAGCAUACGUCAAGACGGUCCGCCAGAUCACACGCAUGACGAUGCUCAGCUCCGCGCCUGCACAACCUGCCCAGACGACGUCAUCGAACCUUUUCGGCGGCUUCUCGAGUCUAGGCAGUCGCGUUACAGACAAGUUCAAGGAAGCCGGUCUCGGGACGCCUAACCUAGAAGGUGUAUUGUCGGGCAUCAAGAGUUACCUGCCAGCCAACAAAGACCUUACCCUUACAAAAGUCGUGGAAGCCAUCUCUGAUCCGCAAAACGCAACCUCUAGUGCGCUGAACAAGAUCGAAUCGUGGCUUUACUUCGAUCCCCGAUCAGCGAACGCGCGUGGAACCAUACCGCCAGCCAGUCAGUCGAGGAACCAAGGUACUGUCUCACGCGGUAUUGAAGCUUCUUUCGGACAAAGACGGCAAGGCUACACAGAAGCCCUCGUCUUCCCCGUGGGAGGUGGCAGCAUGGACGAGUUUGGCAAUCUUCAGGCAUGGUCGCAACGGACCAGCGCUGCAGGUGCUGGGCAGCAAAGAAGAGUGGUGUAUGGCUCCACCAACCUAUAUUCCGCACGUGACUUUAUCGUCAACGAGCUUGCCCCUCUGGGUGCUGAGAGUACUUGAGAUGAAAUGGUGCCACAUCAUGCACGCUUCUCCCGUGCAACAACUAGUAUACCCUCCAUCACAUCACGCCCCUACAAAUAGACCUCACUCGGCGUUCAGGAUUGCAUGUCGUGACAUCAGACCUACCUAGUAAUGAUCCAAGUAGAAGCACACAUUGUCUCUAGAAGUACGUACUUGUCGAUAUCUAAACUUAGGUAUGCGACACGAAUGUUAGCGACCCGUAGUGUUAUGAUGUUGACUAUCAAGUCAUUGUGGACUGGUAAACUCGGGUAUUGCUUUCCCGCUUCACAUACUCCACC
Molecule: messenger RNA, 2480 nt
Organism: Alternaria rosae
Lineage: Eukaryota; Fungi; Ascomycota; Dothideomycetes; Pleosporales; Pleosporaceae
Product: SEC1 family transport protein-like protein SLY1
Exons: 8
Coding region: 169-2181 (670 amino acids)
Biological process (GO): endoplasmic reticulum to Golgi vesicle-mediated transport; intracellular protein transport
Cellular component (GO): Golgi membrane; cytosol
Molecular function (GO): syntaxin binding
Source: RefSeq, a predicted model, not a curated record